AUGGAGGAAGAAGUCGCAGCACUUGUUAUUGACAAUGGAUCCGGAAUGUGCAAGGCCGGCUGUGCGUCUAUCGUCGGUCGCCCUCGUCACCAGGGUGUCAUGGUCGGAAUGGGCCAAAAAGACUCCUAUGUUGGUGAUGAAGCACAAUCUAAGCGAGGUAUCCUUACGUUGAAAUACCCCAUUGAACACGGUAUCGUCACGAACUGGGAUGACAUGGAAAAGAUCUGGCAUCACACCUUUUACAAUGAACUCCGUGUCGCCCCUGAGGAGCACCCAGUUCUAUUGACGGAGGCGCCCCUCAACCCCAAGGCGAACAGGGAGAAGAUGACCCAGAUUAUGUUCGAGACCUUCAACGCCCCUGCCUUUUACGUCGCUAUCCAGGCCGUCUUGUCUCUGUACGCCUCCGGUCGUACCACUGGUAUCGUCCUGGAUUCCGGUGAUGGUGUCACGCACACCGUGCCCAUUUAUGAAGGUUUCGCUCUUCCUCAUGCUAUCCUCCGUCUCGACCUCGCUGGUCGUGAUUUGACCGAGUACUUGAUCAAGAACUUGAUGGAGCGUGGAUACCCCUUCACCACCACGGCCGAGAGGGAAAUUGUCCGGGACAUCAAAGAGAAGCUGUGCUAUGUUGCCCUUGACUUCGAGCAGGAGCUGCAGACCGCUGCGCAGAGCAGUGCCCUGGAGAAGUCCUACGAAUUGCCCGAUGGACAGGUUAUCACCAUCGGUAACGAGCGGUUCCGUGCUCCUGAGGCACUAUUCCAACCGGCUUUCUUGGGAUUGGAAGCCGCUGGUAUUCACGAGACAACAUACAACUCCAUCUUCAAGUGUGAUCUUGAUAUCCGUCGUGACCUUUACGGAAACGUUGUCCUCUCUGGCGGUACAACGAUGUUCCCUGGUAUUGCUGACCGUAUGCAGAAGGAGCUGACGUCGCUCUCGCCUUCCAGCAUGAAGGUCAAGAUCGUUGCUCCUCCCGAACGCAAAUACUCCGUCUGGAUUGGUGGUUCUAUUCUCGCAUCGCUCUCCACGUUCCAGAACUUGUGGUGCUCGAAGCAGGAGUACGACGAAAGCGGUCCUGGUAUCGUUCACCGCAAAUGCUUCUAA
Molecule: messenger RNA, 1098 nt
Organism: Desarmillaria tabescens
Lineage: Eukaryota; Fungi; Basidiomycota; Agaricomycetes; Agaricales; Physalacriaceae
Product: actin 1
Exons: 8
Coding region: 1-1098 (365 amino acids)
Source: RefSeq, a predicted model, not a curated record